AUGUCGAAAGAUAUUGCUUCCAUGAGAGAAAUACAACACAACCGACAACUCAUUAUGCAAGCUCUAAAUAAGAACACAACAAACUUUUCAAACUAUUCUAAGAUAUCUGAGUCAUUGAAAGAAGGAAACUUAAAACUGACAUUAAACCCAAUGACAGAUGAGUUUCUGUUUCAAGACAAGAAGAACAAUACUGUCUGUAUAAAUCCAACAAAAGGAACUUUAAACGAGAAACCUAUAAAUGAACUUCUUUUGAAAGCAGAUAUUGACAACAAAGCUGACAAAGAAUAUGUAGACGAUGCAAUAGCAAAAGAAGAAGAAAGAGCUAACAAUGCUUAUGCAACAAAAGAACAUACUCAUCCUGAACUAGCAGACAAAACAUAUGUUGACAAUAAAAUGUCAAGUGAAGUGACAAGAGCUGAAAACGAAUAUGCUAAAAAGACUCAUAUACAUUCUAUAUCUGAAAUAACAAACUUACAAGAAACCUUAAACAGGAAAAGUGACGUUGGACAUACACAUACCAUUGCAAAUAUUACAAACUUACAAGAAACCUUAAACAGGAAAAGUGACGUUGGACAUACACAUACAUCUUCUGAAAUAACAGACUUAAACGUUAGCCUUGACAAGAAAGCAGACAAAACAUAUGUCAAUGAAAUAUACCAAAGUUUGCUAGGAACAAACAAUAUUGAAACUAUUGUUGGUGACUUUUCUGUCUAUGAAGAAAACAAAUAUUUUAGAUGGGAGUUUGUACACUCCUUAAAAAAUGGUAUACGGUAUAAACUCAUUCCGAAAAAUAACAAUGAAAUGUAUGUAAGCUAUAUAAAGAAUGAUGGUACACAAGUUAAAGUUCCAUUAGACAACAACUGCUACUUAAACUUAUAUGGAGACGAACAAAAGAAAUAUUUAAGAGUUUAUGAAAUGGCAGAUAUGACAUUGCCUGACCCAGCUCCAGCACCAUAUUAUUAUGACUAUGUAGAUGACGGCGGAGCACUACAUGCAGAUGAACAAAAGCAAACAUUAUAUUUAGAUUAUUAUAGAUAUAAAAGAUAUAAUGCAAUAGAAAAAACGAGAAUAGUAUAUUAUUAUAUAGAUGACAGAAAUAAAUAUUAUAGUCAAGAUUUUACCCACCCUGAAAACAUAAGAUUAUAUUAUAAAAAAUAUUCUGACACAAACCAGAAGAAACCUGAAAUA
Trichomonas vaginalis G3 is the source of this 1188-nucleotide messenger RNA. RefSeq names its product phage tail repeat-like family. The transcript has a single exon. The record is from RefSeq and is a predicted model, not a curated record. Lineage: Eukaryota; Parabasalia; Trichomonadida; Trichomonadidae. The annotation marks the transcript as partial.